Eleginops maclovinus (Patagonian blennie) is the source of this 2342-nucleotide messenger RNA. RefSeq names its product hematopoietic death receptor (gene hdr). Bases 140 to 1378 code for a protein of 412 amino acids. Gene Ontology annotation, molecular function: tumor necrosis factor receptor activity; protein binding. The transcript is spliced from 10 exons. NCBI's taxonomy places the organism in Eukaryota, Metazoa, Chordata, Actinopteri, Perciformes, Eleginopidae. Gene Ontology annotation, cellular component: external side of plasma membrane; membrane raft; CD95 death-inducing signaling complex. The record is from RefSeq and is a predicted model, not a curated record. Gene Ontology annotation, biological process: motor neuron apoptotic process; necroptotic signaling pathway; regulation of stress-activated MAPK cascade.
CUUACGUCAGCUGUCACACCUGCAGUGGGUGCAGAGACAGGCGCGUGCUUAGAUGCCUGUGAGACCAGUUCAGCUCACAGCGUGAACCUUUUGGAAUGAGACAAUUUAGAUCCGUGGAUCCUGAAGCUUCCACUACACCAUGACUCGGACCGUGAAUUAUCUGGUCUCGGUGCUGUUCUGUUGCCUGGGACUGACGGCGGCGUUCCCCCAGUCCGGCCUUUCCUCCUGCAGAGACGACGAGUAUCCACACGGAAACAUCUGCUGUAAAAACUGUCCUGCAGGUAAGCGUGUUGCUGCACACUGCAGCACAGCAGGAGGUGUGGGUCAGUGUGAGGAGUGUGACGACGGGACGUUCACCGAACACGACAACGGACUGCAGCAGUGCUUCAAAUGUCCGCAGUGCCGCUCAGAUCAGGAAGCGGUCCAGCCGUGCACACACACUCAGGAGACCGAAUGUCAGUGCAGAGCGGGGCGGUUCUGUGCUCCGGACCAGCCGUGCGAAGUGUGCAAGAAAUGCUCCAGCUGUGCACAAGAUGAAGAGACGGUGAGGAACUGCACCUCCACCACCAACACCGAGUGCAAGAAAAACCCGCCCAAAUCUGAUUCUGACUCAGAAAAGGCCUCAUUGGUUCUGCCACUGCUGCUGCUAGCUUUUCUGAUAACUGCUGGGGCCAUAUUUGCUGUGUGGAGACAUCGUAGAGCAAAAGAGUCUCAGGGACACACACCUGACGGGCUGAAGGCUGGACAGCUCAACAGCGCCAGCCCCUCUGAGGGUCACAGCAAUGGAGAGCCCCGCCGGCAGAGCUGCUCCAUCCUGCUGCACCCCCCCUCGCUGCUGGUGAGAUCCAGAUCCUGCCGCGAGGAGGAAGAGCGUCAGGUCCUGUGUGAGAGCCUGAGCAGCUCCGCCAGUAACUCCCAGCACAGCCUCACCGGCCUCCCCUCCGCUUACCCCCACGCCUCCCCCCCGAGCAGCACCCCUGCCUCCCCCCGAGCCAGCCCCGCGGCCCACAGGCAGCCCAGCAUGAGGGAAGAACAGCCAUUUCCCAAGCUUGUUCCUGAACAUGGUGAAGACUCUCUGAGGAAAUGCUUCCAGUUCUUCGAAGAGCUUGACUACACCGUCCACAAAAGAUUCUUCCGUAACCUGGAUGUUUCCGACAACGAGAUCAAGAGCAAAGAGCUGCUGCUCUACGAGGACAAGAUCCACGAUCUGCUGAACACCUGGGUGGAGAUGAAGGGCCGAGACGCCUCUUUGAACGACCUGCUCCGAGCCCUACUGGAUCUGAACCAGAGGCGAACUGCAGAGAAGAUCAAGGAAAAAGCUCUUCAGUACGGUCAUUACACCUGUCCGAAUUUAGAGGACGAAAGGUCAGACUUUUGAGGAGGAGAGCUCAGAAUUUAGAGGACAAAAAGAAGUCAACAUUUUCAUGAAAAAAAGUCAGAAUUUUGAGGAAUUUCUUUCUUUAAGAAAUCUGAAUUUUUGAUCAAGAACAUCCACAACUUUGAGGACAAACGGUCAGAGUUGUUGAAAAGAAGAAAUCUGAAUUUACUCGGGGAAAAUAAAAUAUAUUUUGGGGCUGAAUAACCCAGAGAGCGUUGCUCGUCCCCUCACACCCUCAGUGUUUGUUACUGUACGGUAUAAAAUCAGGCCUUAUUUACAGUCCUGUUUAGCCGCGCACACACACACACACACACACACACACACACUGCAAAACACAGCUUUACUCUGUGGUUUUCCGUGUGACUGAAAGUAAUUUAUUUUCCCUCCACUCAACAAGUGUGGGAUAUUUAUUUCGAUAAGUAUUUGCUGUUUCAGUUUGUCAAAUCAGCCUGAAUCUAAGAAAGGGUUGUUUUCGAUCUUAAACAUGUGUUUAUCGUUUGUUGUUGAAAGCGUGUGCUCAGGAAUGAAUGUUUGCACUUUAGAACAAAGGAACAUAUGAAGCGUUGAACAAACAGAUUCCGACACGAGUACGUGAAUGAGUUUAUUUAAAUAUUUGAUUGUUUUUUUUAUCUGUUUUAUUUCUGCUGGAUUAACGGAAAUUUACAAAACGUGCCAAAAAAAGUGCCUUUUCUACGUGUGACACCAUUUAUAUUUAUACUUUUCUACACGAUGCUUCAUAACUCCGUUUCAUUCUCAUGUUUAGUUUUCAACUUUAAAGGCCCAGAAAUUCAGUGAUUGUGCUUUAAAGUGUUUCCUUUAUUUAUUUGUUGUUUACAUGUUGUCUGGAAUUGUGCACUCGAUAGUCUGUGCUUUUUGUUUAAUUUCAACUUGACACUACAUGUACAUGUGUUUAAAUAUGUAUAAUGUGCAUUGUGCCUUUUUCAAAUAAAGAGAAUUAGAAGAA